This is a messenger RNA of Manihot esculenta (cassava), 2138 nucleotides long. RefSeq names its product pumilio homolog 12. The record is from RefSeq and is a predicted model, not a curated record. Gene Ontology annotation, molecular function: mRNA binding. Gene Ontology annotation, biological process: post-transcriptional regulation of gene expression. The transcript has 5 exons. Bases 271 to 1800 code for a protein of 509 amino acids. Gene Ontology annotation, cellular component: cytoplasm. NCBI's taxonomy places the organism in Eukaryota, Viridiplantae, Streptophyta, Magnoliopsida, Malpighiales, Euphorbiaceae.
UUUGAUAGGCGUAGCGUUAGCAGAGUAGCAGUCUCAUUCUCCAUCUAAAACUCUGGGAGUUGAUUUCUUUUGAUAUAAAUACAAUGGCCCAAUCAAAUCCCCACACGAUCUUCUCCCCAUUAAAAAUCCCGAUAUUCUCUCUGUAACUCAUCCCACCAUUAAAACCCUUCACAAUUCACAAAAACCCUUCAUACUUCUUCUUCUUCUUCUUCUCCUCCUCUCAUCUCUCUCUGUCGCCAUCAUCAAUCCCUCAUUCUCCCUCUUUCUAACAUGGAGCAGAAUGGUAACGGCUACUACUCUUCAUCCUCACCAUUUGAGUCUUCCGUUUCUCAUACAAGAAACGCCUCUUUCCGCCACCUUAAUCAGCGCCAUCUGCUCCCCCAAACUUCCUCGCAAAACCCUAAUGAAGACAACAUUGAAUAUUUAUUUUCUCAACUCAGUGUCUCUCAGCAUAACGGCGAACCUUCCUAUCCGGCUGCUUAUGGUGAUAGCUCUGUUGGUUCACAUCUUUAUCGUCCCCAUGUGGGUGGACAGACGUUUUCGGUUCAAGAAAUGGGACAAAAUCAGCAGAACAAUGGUGUAAAUUCUUGUCUGUCUAUGGGGUUGCAAGAUUAUUUGAGUUAUCCAGAUAUGCUUGGCUCUAAUAUUGAUUUUAGGAAUAGUUUUAUAUCCAAUGUCAACGAACUCCCAUGGGCUGAUUCUAGUGGAUUUUCAAACGGUUCGAUGACGGACUGCUGGCUGUCGAAAAUCAGGAAUUCUCAUUCGUCUGCUUUGUAUAAUGAGAGGCCUCAUUGGCUACAAGAACCUUCCAAUUACUUGCCUUUGGGCGAUUUGAGAGGUAUGAUUUUGAGAUUGGCAAAGGAUCAAAAUGGUUGUAGAUUGUUACAAAGCGUCCUCGGGAGAGGAGCAAAGGUGGGAAUUGGCAUUGUGUUCUUCGAGGUGAUAGACUAUGUAGGUGAAUUGAUGGUGGACCCAUUUGGGAAUUAUGUUAUACAAAAGCUCGUGCAGGUGUGUAGCGAGGAACAGAGGAGUCAGAUUCUUCUAAGAGUGACUAGAAGCGAAUUUCAACUUGUUAGGAUUUGUCUUGACACUCAUGGAACUCGCGCUGUACAGAAGCUGUUGGAAACUAUUACCUCCCAACAGCAAAUAUCCGUAUUUAUGUCAGCAAUAAGCCCCAGUGCAGUUGUACUGGCGAAGAACAUCAAUGGUCAUCAUGUAAUCAAACAUUGCUUACGGUAUUUCUCUAUUGAAAACAAUAAGUAUCUUCUGAAUGUGGUGGCAGACAACUGCUUUGAAAUUGCAAUAGAUAAAAGUGGAUGCUGUGUGCUUCAACUGUGUGUUGAUAACUCUAGAGGGGAAGCUAGAGAUCGUCUGAUAUCUGAGAUAACAGCAAACGCAUUACUCUUGGCAGAAGAUCCUUAUGGCAACUAUGUAGUACAGCAUAUAUUGGCAUUGAAGUUUCCGCGGAUCACAGCAAAUCUUCUUAAACAACUUCAAGGGAGUUUCAUUGUUCUUGCCUGCAACAAGUAUGGCAGCAAUGUUGUGGAGAAGUGCUUGAUUGAGUCAAAUAAGGAGCAAUUUGCCCAAAUUAUUUGGGAGUUGCUCAGGAGCUCAAAUGCUUCCAUGCUCCUCGUGGAUUCUUUUGGAAACUAUGUCGUCCAGUCUGCAAUAUCAAAAUCUGAGGGCCCAGCCUUUGUAGCGUUGCUAGAACUGAUUCAGAUGAACGUUCCAAGAAUGCGCAACAACAUUUAUGGCAGAAAGAUUCUUUUAAAGCUCAGGGAGAGGGGGAUACAUUUUUGAACACGUACAAUUUUAGUUAGUACCUUAAUUAAAAGAAUUGUAGGAGAGUGAUUUUGUUGUUUAACAUUAGAUGUUGUUGAGUUUGGUUCUUAUCUGUCCUUGUAUGCUUGAGCAGGUGUGUGUAGUUUGUUACUUAAAUAAUUUUGAGAUGUGGAAGGAUGUAGCUUUGGAACAAAGGGGAUUAUAUAAGUGAUGGACAUGUCAUCUGUCUCCAUCUCCUCAUUAGGAUAUCUAGUUUUAUUAUUAUUUUUUUGUAGCUUCCCCAAAGGGAUUAGAAACAGAUCAUUACAAGGGAGUUUUAACUGUAUAUUAUUUUAUUUACUAAAUCAUUUUGGCCA